Molecule: messenger RNA, 2557 nt
Organism: Centropristis striata (black sea bass)
Lineage: Eukaryota; Metazoa; Chordata; Actinopteri; Perciformes; Serranidae
Gene: angptl1a
Product: angiopoietin-like 1a
Exons: 6
Coding region: 191-1654 (487 amino acids)
Biological process (GO): cell surface receptor protein tyrosine kinase signaling pathway
Source: RefSeq, a predicted model, not a curated record
GGGACAAAGAGACAGACAGAGAGAUGAAUCCUGAGCACUGCAGCUCGGUGAAGACACAAAACAAAACACACGUGAAACUAUAACUGAAGGAAACACUCCCCUACUACUGGUAGCAAAAAAAGGGAAGCCAGGGGGGAUUCGGAGGGAGCACCAGUAGCUGUCCAUCUAUCCAUCUAACCAGCCAGCAGCAAUGCAGGGGCUGAUGUGGAGCCUGUGUGCAUUGCUCUGCCUCUCACUCUGGGAGGAAAGUUACUGCAGGAGCUCCAGGGAAGCCCGGAGGACCAAAGAGCCUUCUCUCCACAGGAGUAAAAGAGCCCCGAUUGACCCUGAUGCCAAAAAGUGUUCCUACACCUUCCUUGUACCGGAGCAGAAAAUCAUAGGUCCAAUCUGUGCCAGCACCACGGGCCCAGAGCCAGACAAGGACAGAGUGACCCGUAUGGACAUCGCAGAUGUGCGGGAGGUUCUUAAUAAACAGCGGCGUGAGAUUGAGACGCUGCAGCUGGUGGUGGAUGUGGAUGGUAACUUGGUGAAUGAGAUGAAGCUGCUGCGGAAAGAGAGCAGGAACAUGAACUCCAGGGUGACCCAGCUCUAUAUGCAGCUGUUGCAUGAGAUCAUCAGGAAAAGAGACAACUCUCUGGAGCUGGCCCAGCUGGAGAACCGCGUCCUCAACGUGACCUCGGAGAUGAUGCGACUGGCUUCGAGGUACAAGGAGCUGGAGUCCAGGUUCGCCACCAUGGCCGGGGUGGUGAACAACCAGUCCGUUCUCAUCUCUGCGCUGGAGGAGCAGUGUUUGAGGACGCUGGGACGCAGUGAGCUUCCUGUGGUUCCUCCUCUGGUUCAGGUGGUUCCUCAGAAUCUACCCGUUAACAACCGGUUCACCAAUGAGAUACAGAGGGACAACAACAACCGAGCCUUUCCUAGAGGAUCACGCUUGGACUCCCCCACUGUGAGCCCAUUUGGCAUAAACCCUCCACCACCACAGGGAACACUUACCUCUGAGGGUCCCUUCAAAGACUGUUUCCAGGUGCGACAGGCAGGCCACACCACCAGUGGGAUGUACCUGCUGAAGACAGAUGGCAGUGAUCGGUUGAUCCAAGCCUGGUGUGAACACGGCCUGGACAACGGAGGAUGGACCGUGUUACAAAGGAGGAGAGACGGCUCUGUUAACUUCUUUCGGAACUGGGAGAACUACAAGAGAGGAUUUGGAAACAUAGACGGCGAACACUGGCUCGGCCUGGACAAUAUUUACAACCUGGGGAAACAGGGCGACUACAAGCUGAUGAUAGAGCUGGAGGACUGGACGGGGAAAAAGGUGUACGCCGAAUACAGCAGCUUCCACCUGGAGUCAGAGAGCGAGGGCUACCGGCUGAGGCUGGGCACCUACCAGGGCAACGCCGGGGACUCCUUCAGCAGUCACAACGGCAAACACUUCACCACACUUGAUCGUGACAAGGAUGCAUUCUCUGGUAACUGCGCCCACUUCCAUAAGGGUGGCUGGUGGUACAACGCUUGCGGCCAGACCAACCUAAAUGGCGUGUGGUACAGCGGGGGAGUUUACCGCAGCAAGUUUCAGGAUGGGAUCUUCUGGGCCGACUAUGGAGGAGGUUUCUACUCUCUCAAGUCCGCCCGCCUCAUGAUCCGGCCCAUCGACUGAAACGUUGGACUGCGGUUCCUUCAAAUGCACCUCAGUUUUCUUCCUUAUCUUUAUCCCCCCAUUAACAAAGACGGUACAGGAGAACCAGGAACCCCUGCCAUCGUACAACAGUGCCUUGUAAAAUAUGAAGGAGGAAGAGACGGGGGCAUUAGACAAUAAUGACUCCAGCAGUCUGCACAGUGGCUCGCUCCCAAGUUGACUUUGAGAUAAAGACUGAUAACUGCUCUCCCACUCCUUUCAAUCCAUAAAGUAAUGGUUCAUCGAGCUCCCUGGGACCAUUAGGUAUUACUCCCAACUGUCCUAUUUAACUCACUCUUGUUAAAACUCAGUAUGUAAUAAUAAAAGGGAAACAGUCAUUUACAAAAGUUUUCCUCCGAGCAGCUAAUGGGGACUUUUUUUUAAAGUAAUGUUGCCCAUACCAAAGGGUAAGUGGUGGGAGGACCACAGUCAUCACAGAUGUAAUGGGAUGUUUAACCAUAGUAGCAUAAAAAAAAAUGGUGAAAUUUAGAGUUAUGUAGAGUCCCUGACAAUCCAAAGUCUACUGUCUACCCGUUUCUGGGUUUUGUCUGGACUUCAGGGGAUUCCUUCGACCCCCCAACAGAAAAUGAACUUGUGCAACAGUGUGCUUGUCCGAUGUGCAUAUGGCUGAGCUGGCUUUGGUAUGUAAAUAUCUUUGGCUUUAUUUGUGAAAGGUAAUUUAAGAGGUGUGAUUCUACUCAGGCCGAAUGUUCACAAUGAUGUCACUCUGCCAUUCUUUGUUAUUUAUCAGUGUAUUUAUAGUAAGUAUAGUCAUGGCCAUUUUAUAUAUCUAGCCCUGUAAUAAAACAAUUCUUAAUAUGUUUUAUCCCAUGUGGAGAUACAUAAAUAAAACUUAUGACACAGACACAGACACACACACACACA